Candidozyma auris is the source of this 288-nucleotide messenger RNA. RefSeq lists its product as uncharacterized. Lineage: Eukaryota; Fungi; Ascomycota; Pichiomycetes; Serinales; Metschnikowiaceae. The coding region runs from base 1 to 288 and encodes 95 amino acids. The transcript is spliced from 2 exons. The record is from RefSeq and is a predicted model, not a curated record.
AUGGCCCUGUACGAAAACCACACGAGACCUCAGUUGGUGUCGUUUGACGAUAUCAACUACGAGAACUUUGCCGAGGUCCAAAAGGCGAGAACCUCGAUGAUGAGAGAACAGUGGAUCAGAAACGAGGAGCUCAGGAUCACCCAUGAGGCCUUGAGACAAUGCAAGAUUUACCACGGAAUCGAUGCCCAGAGAAAUUGCAGACCUUUGAUCUUGAAGUACAUGAAGAUGAUCGAGACUUACCCCUUGCAGGGUUACUUGGGGUACCAGAAGAACGACCCAUCGCAGUAA